AUGGCUGUCAUAGUCCGUCUUCUCGCUACCGCUACUGCUGUGAUGGCGCUUGCCGUCGCCGUCAACCCGGUUGCCCAGGGUCCUGGAAUCAUCCGCGAUCCUGCCUGUGGCUCUCUCUGCGCCUUCACUGAGCCGCCUUGUCCCAAGGCUAUCUGCCACGAAGUCCUUCUUGGCAACGGCAAGUGCAAGGCCAUCUUCACCGUUCCGAAGGUCAAUAAGGCCGACUCCAUCGAUGUCGAGGGCGCGGUCUCCUCGGUUGUUGAAGUCAAGCAAAGCAAGAAGAGUGUCGACAACAUUGCCAAGGGUGACAUCAACGCCGACGAUUCUUUUCUUACCAGAGACACCAUCAAUCCCAUCAUCAACCACUUCAGCACCUCUUCCUUCGCCAAGCGUCACAUUUUUGAGAAAAGCGAGAAGUCCGCGAAGGUCUGUCAGGGUCAAGGCGUUACCUGCUACAACCGCGACCAGAAGGCCUUGGCUAAGGACUGCAUGGAGAUAUACAAGCAUGUGGGCAAGACAUCCGGCACCUGGACCUUCUCUGACCUUGAUCUUCGUGGCACCAAGUGGGUUGAGUUCAUGCGCAUCGGCACUUGUCUCAUCGCCUUCGGUUCUGAAUUCGCCAAUGUUCAAGGUUCUCCGAUCAAUGGCAUGAGUUCCAAGAUCGGCAACCUCGACAUGUAUGGCAUCUUCGCUCAGAGCUUCCAUCACUGCGGCGAGGACAGCAUGGAAGUCAGAGGCAGUAUCGGCUGCAAGGAGUUUCCACUCAGUUUCUGGAUCGUCGCAACGGACAAGUACGACUGUUGCAAGUCCGACCCGCCUCUGAAGCACGAUUAG
This is a messenger RNA of Colletotrichum scovillei, 834 nucleotides long. RefSeq lists its product as uncharacterized. The transcript has a single exon. Lineage: Eukaryota; Fungi; Ascomycota; Sordariomycetes; Glomerellales; Glomerellaceae. Bases 1 to 834 code for a protein of 277 amino acids. The record is from RefSeq and is a predicted model, not a curated record.